This is a messenger RNA of Monomorium pharaonis (pharaoh ant), 2102 nucleotides long. Its product is annotated as retinol dehydrogenase 12. The coding region runs from base 1059 to 2051 and encodes 330 amino acids. The record is from RefSeq and is a predicted model, not a curated record. NCBI's taxonomy places the organism in Eukaryota, Metazoa, Arthropoda, Insecta, Hymenoptera, Formicidae. The transcript has 6 exons.
UAACACUAACAAAUAAAUUUAUUAUCAAAUUAACACAAUAUUCAAAUAACUUAAUUACAUUAUGUUAAAUUGACACUUGGAUAUGUUAAAAAUUCAAUACAAACGAUUUAACAAAGAUCAAUUUUAACACAAAUACAAAAUGACUGCGUUUAGAAAAAAAGCAGCUUUGUAACAGUUGUAAAAUUCUUCAACAUAAUUGGUUUUUUCUCUUAGUUCUUGUAUCUAAUUACAUAAAUCAAUUAUUUAAAAGAAUUUUAUAACAGUUGCAAAGCUGCUUUUUCUACUGAAAAGCCGCCAGUGUUUUUUAUUGUGUGCGUAUAUGAACAUACCCAGAUAGCCAAAUGUUGCAGUUAUGUUGCCAAUAAUCGUGCAGUAACUAAUUUAUACAAACUCGGAACAAGGUGAGAUAGCAUUAUGUCUGUUAGAUUGAACUCAUAUAAAUUCUAUUUUUAUCAAUGGCAAAUUGAUAGCAACAUGUCAGCAUUAAUUUAUCAAUCAUUUGUUGUUGCCAUAUUGCUGUUAUAUUGCAAAUAAUAUAAUGUAUCAUUAUUGCUGACCGUUUCCUUUUUUAAAUGUUCUCAACUGAUUGUACGUAUAAGUAAUCAUGUUGCUGAAUUCGUAAUGUGUUUUAUUUCGAUGUCAACAAAUGUAUAGCAAAUCUAUAACAACACAUGCAAUACAUUAAUUUGCUUAAAAUGCUACAACACGCUUGGUUAUCUGGGUAUAUGCUUUUUUUUUAAACCCCUUCUUGACCUUCUUCCCGCUUCUUCUUCUCUCCCACUCGUCUGUCUUUCUUCAUAACUUUAUAUAGAUACAGCAGCACGAAAAUUGUCCGCAGAAUUCAUCAGAUGGUUCUCUGCUUUAUAGUUAACGUGUUCUAUACUCAUGUACUAUACUCGUGAAAGGUUUUAAUCAACAUAAGAACGGAACUUGUACUACUUCAGUGACGAUCUUGGCAUGCGAACAUAACGGGUUAGUUGCCGUAAACAGUUACUGUAGAGUUGUGGACGGUACCUGAAGUGCGCAUCGUGAAGCCGUGCAAGAGAAACAUCGUAAAAAUGUGGCCAUUUCAUUGUCAGUGUACCAGUAAAGUAAGACUUGUCGGCAAAACCGUAGUUAUAACUGGCGCGAAUACUGGAAUCGGCAAGGAGACCGCUAGAGAUUUCUAUAGAAGAGGAGCAAGGGUAAUUUUGGCUUGUCGAGAUCUUCAAAGAGCAAGUGAUGCAGUUGAUGAUUUAAAAAAAAAUCCUCCUUCAAAGGCAGACAGAGAACAAUUUCAAGGCAAUCCAGGUGAGCUUGUGAUCUAUCAAUUGGAUCUCUGUAGUUUGAGAAGCGUAAAAGAAUGUGCGAAAAACUUGUUGAAAAAAGAACCAGCCAUUCAUUUGUUAAUAAAUAAUGCUGGCGUGAUGAUGUGUCCACAAGAGAAAACUGAGGAUGGAAUCGACUUGCAGCUGCAAACGAAUCAUAUUGGUCACUUCCUUCUAACACUUUUGCUAUUACCAAAAAUGAUGUCCUCUGGUCCUGGUUGUAGAAUACUGAAUGUUUCAUCGUGUUUACACGUGUUUGGCGUUAUACAUAAUGAUCUAAAUUUAGAGAGAACAUACACUCCCUUUAAAGCAUAUGCACAAAGUAAAUUAGCAAACGUAUUGUUCACCAAGGAACUCGCUCGUCGAUUAACAGAAGCAAAUAUUAAUGGAGUAAACAUAUAUUCUUUGCAUCCUGGCAUUAUUACGACAGAAUUAGGCCGACAUUUUAGUACAACAGUGUGUCCAGGUGCAAGCACAAUUUUUCGAAGUUUUUUGCGACCAUUUUUAAAAAAUCCUGAACAAGGUGCACAAACGACUAUAUAUUGUUCAGUGGACGAGAAGGCGGGUAAUGAAACUGGUCUCUAUUACAGCGAAUGCAGUGUUGCAACUCCACAGAGACAAGUACGAAAUAGACAAAUUGCCGAAAAUUUGUGGAAUCAAACCUGUCAGCUUCUGAAUUUAGAACCUGAUAAAGACUUCUUCAAAUUUUUAGAAAACGUUUCACAUCAAAUUGCUGAAAUAUAAUUUCUAAUAUAAUUAUAUUUAAUUGUAUUCAACAUAUUUUAAUUUUAAAAU